Messenger RNA from Rhodofomes roseus, 1503 nucleotides. RefSeq lists its product as uncharacterized. Lineage: Eukaryota; Fungi; Basidiomycota; Agaricomycetes; Polyporales; Fomitopsidaceae. The record is from RefSeq and is a predicted model, not a curated record. Bases 124 to 1389 code for a protein of 421 amino acids. The transcript is spliced from 2 exons.
UGAUAGAAAUCUGAAGGGGCGUGCUUCUAUGAACCUAUGUAGGUGAAGAUCCAGCCUCAACGGCGAGCUGAUAUCAGCCUAGCGUCUUCGUGGAUGCGCUGACCACCUCAUCCCGCCGUCCAGAUGCAUCCCUCCAGCGAAGCCCUGCCGCCCGAGACGACAGACGAGAUUAUAGGGUGCCUUCACGACAGCCCUGCUGCUCUGGCUGCGUGCUCGCUUGUUCACUCCGAAUGGAAACAUCGCGCGCAAAUUCUGCUGUUCACCAGAGUAGUCCUCCGUGAUAGUCAGGCGUAUGCCGCGCUGCUACACCUCAUGCGGUCCGACGCUCGGAUCGCCGAACGGCAUUGCCAAAACACGAAGCAUCUGGAGAUCCUCGAUGACCGGAGCCACCCGUACGCACACCAGCUCCCGUUGACCUUGUGCAGAAAAUUCCCCGCACUCCGGUCCAUCGCAUGCCACAAUGCUCAAUGGCACGAGAAGACGCACUUACCCCCGAGGUUCUUCAUCCCUCUGUCGACAUUUUCGGGCGUCGUAUCCCUAGAGCUGCACGCCUGUGAAUCUCGCGCCUUCCGAGACUUCGUCCGUUUCGUCUGCGCUUUCGGGGGUCUCCGCGACCUGACUUUGGUCCGGGCAAACUUGGGAAAGCGGUCCCCGAUCGACAUCGCGCCCACGGUGAAGCCACGGGGCAGCGACCUGCAGCUACGCAAUCUUCGUACGGAACACUUGGUCUCGGAAGACAGUGCGCUUGCUGAGCUGUUGUCUUGGCUCAAGCGCACUCCGAGCGGACAGGAGGAGACCAGGACCAUUCGGGACCUUCGUGUCAACCCGCAGGAAACGAUGCUGCAGACGUCUUUUCACGCACCGAUGGAGGGCCUAUUGUCAACUCUCGGUUCCUCUCUCAUAGAUCUAGACAUGCCAGUACUACUCCAUGACAUAGGCACGGGCCUAGAAUCCAACAAUCAACUCCGGACACUCGUUCUACGACACACAUUUCGCGAGGAGUGGGGGAUAGCAUGGACGAAGAUAGGUUUGAUGCUCCAAACCAUGAAAUCCGUCCAUCUGCGGAGCUUCGAGCUGGUCUUCACCAUCUUCCGAGGCACCGGUCCCGCAGGCGGACGGUCCAUGGACCUCGCGGACUUCAACAUCAACUGGGGCCCGAUCAACGAGAUGAUAAGCAACAAGGAGUUCGGUGCGCUGGAGAAGGCCACGGUGACAUUGGAGUGGCACCUAAUGGACACUUUGCCGCCUGGGUCCGCUGAGCACAUGCAAAGUAUGAUCGAGGAGGGGAUGAAGCAACUGGACUGGUACAAGCGCGGAAUACUGACCAUCACUCAUAACAAGCAUCCCUUUACCCUUCCUCCAGAACCCAAGCACCCCUCGGCUCAGUAAACCGUGUCCUUUUAGAAACUCUCGCAAGUGUGAUCUUUCGGGCCUGCAGAACAUGUAGUAACGGAGUAUCUUUCUCAUCGCAUUGCUAUACGAUUCCAUUAGUUCUUGUCGUUU